GUGAUAUAUAUACAUAUAUACAAUCAAUACAUAGGGUAGUAUUCUUGCAUAGGAUAUAGAUAAUUGAUCUCAUACAAAAAAAAAUUGUGUGCAGAAAGACGCGUAGUGAAAUUAACACACUCUACCCCAAAUUUGUUUUUAGCAUCGCCGAAUCGAUCCACAAUUUUGCGGUCGACCCAAUAAAAAGAGCAUUCAAAUACAUUACUCAUACCCUUGAGUAUAGCUCUACACGUUCCAACCUCAACAACCCUAAAUCCAUAACAAUACAGCAUAUGUUAGUAGAUUAUUCCGAGUCACAUUCCAUUUCUAUUCAAUUAGCCCAUUGAUCCUUCAACGCUACACCGAGUGUAAAGAACAAGACAUAUUUAUAUUUAACCAACAACAACAAAAUACCAUCUUCGUGGCACGUCCAUCACAUCCAUCCAACAUGUUUGCUUUCAGUCGGUUGGCAUGUACUGUGAGCCGUGCACUAUAUCCCUCAGCAGUCACUCGUGCUGUACCACGUGGGCGCAUAGCAACGGCGUCAGUGUCACAGCAACGCCAAUCAUCUACAGCCGAAGAAGGACUUACAGACACGCGCACGCUGGCACAAGAAUUACGGGAGCGAGGACUGUGGAAUCAGUGUACAGCCACGGAAGAGGCCCUGGAUCUGCACCUGAAAGACAAAAAAAGGACCGUCUACUGCGGAUUUGACCCCACAGCCGACUCUCUACAUGUGGGCAAUCUGCUCAUGAUUAUCACUCUCCUGCACUUUAGCCGCGCGGGACAUAAAACGAUCGCCAUUGUAGGCGGUGCAACGGGUUCAGUGGGUGAUCCGAGUGGGCGAACCACUGAGCGGGAUCCACUGGCCAAGAGCAAGAGCCAGGUCAACUUGGCAGGCAUUGAACAGGAUCUCAAGCGGGUGUUUGCCAAUGCUAAAGCCGCCUAUGCUGAGGGUACGGCAUCGUUUGGAUUGGCAGUCGUGGACAAUGCAGAGUGGUAUGCGGACAUGACACCUGUGACCUUCUUGACCGAGGUCGGUCGGCACCUGCGACUCAACCACAUGCUGGCGCGUGAAAGUGUCAAGUCUCGGUUGAACAGUGCGGAGGGCAUAUCCUUCGCCGAAUUUGCGUACCAAGCGCUGCAGGCAUACGACUUCCUGCAUCUCAACACCCACAGCGACUGUACGAUCCAGCUGGGUGGAAGUGAUCAGUGGGGCAAUAUCACCGCAGGUUGCGAGCUUAUCCGAAGAACCGCCAGCGGCAAACCGUCACAGAGCUUUGGGCUAACGAUACCACUGCUCACUACGGCGGCCGGUGUUAAAUUCGGCAAGAGUAUGGGCAAUGCUGUCUGGUUGAAUAGUGCGAAGACAAACCCCUACGAGCUCUAUCAGUUCUUUAUCAACACGACCGACGAUGACGUUGAGAAGCUUCUGCGUAGCCUUACAUUCACACCACUGGAUGAGAUCUCGCAAAUCAUGGUAGCACACCAGAACGCACCCGAGCUUCGCACAGCGCAAAAAGCUCUGGCCAAGAGCGUUACACAAUUGGUGCAUGGGGAAGAGGCAACACUGCAAGCUAUAGCGACAACAGACUCUUUCUUUGCCCAGGGUAAAGAUGCGAAACCCACCUCUUCGCGUGACAUCCUGGAACGCUAUUCUGGUGCACCCUCUGUAUCUAUCCCCAUUACCGAUCUCACCAGCAUGUCAGUGAUUGACCUGGCACUAAAGGCCGGGGCAGUCAAAUCAAAAGGUGCUGCGAGACGAUUGAUAACUGCUAAAGGCUUGUACCUAAAUAAUGAGACAAUAACAGAUCCGAAUCAAAAGCUAACAGAGGGAGACGCCAUCGAUGACAGUGUCACACUGCUGCGCACGGGCAAGAAGUCGUACGCUGUGGUCGAGUGGGAGAGGUGACGGACAGUAGCGACAGUAUGACUAUAGACUUGCAUAAUUAAUGACAAAUAAUAUGUUGGUUUAAUAUGUACAGCGUGCAUACAGUAGUUAUCAAAACACUAAAUAAUGAAGUAA
Sphaeroforma arctica JP610 is the source of this 2005-nucleotide messenger RNA. Its product is annotated as tyrosyl-tRNA synthetase. Gene Ontology annotation, molecular function: RNA binding; ATP binding; tyrosine-tRNA ligase activity. The transcript has 13 exons. Gene Ontology annotation, cellular component: cytosol; mitochondrion. Gene Ontology annotation, biological process: tyrosyl-tRNA aminoacylation. Bases 428 to 1891 code for a protein of 487 amino acids. Lineage: Eukaryota; Ichthyosporea; Ichthyophonida. The record is from RefSeq and is a predicted model, not a curated record.